AUGAGACAAAGCCGGGAGAAGGACUGCUACGGCGCGCAGACAGGAACUCGCUCUGACUUGCGCACACACUCGGCAGCUGUGAUGUGUCACAAGGCCGAACAUCAGUGCAGCUGCUGUGAGGAUGAUGCCCCUUCGGGAUGCUUCAUGGUCACCAGCGUUAUCUCCUACACUGUAGUCUGCUGGAGCAGCAGGCUGAAGGCAGUUGACAUGAACAGACCCACCAAGCUCAUCAGGAGAGUUGGCUCUGUCCUGGGGGUUGAGCUGGAUUCUGUGAUGGAUGUGUCAGAGAGGAGGAUGCUGAGGAAACUGCUCAGCAUCCUGGAAAAUACCGCCCACCCCCUGUAUGCCACACUGACAUCCUGGAGCAGUGAAGAGAGUGACCGGGAGACGGAGGUGUGGGAUGCUGCAGGGAAGGUGUUGGACCGCUGGACCAUUAUGUCUCGAGAAGAGGAGAUCAUCACCCUGCAGCAAUUUCUUCGCUUUGGUGAGACCAAAUCCAUUGUGGAACUAAUGGCCAUUCAGGAGAAGGAAGGUCAAGCAGUUACAGUUCCCUCCUCCAAGACAGACUCUGGGAUUAGGACAUUCAUUGAGAGCAACAACCGGACCCGCAGCCCAGGGCUCCUGACACAUCUGGAAAACAGUAGCCCAUCCAGUAUUCACCACUUUGAGAAUAUACCCAACAGCCUAGCCUUCCUGCUACCCUUCCAGUACAUCAACCCAGUCUCCGCCCCUAUGCUUGGAUUGCCCCCAAAUGGCCUGCCAAUGGAGCAAUCAGCUCUCCGGCUUCGUGAGCCCAGCCUGCCCAACCAGAGUGAGCAGGUAGACACCAGUGAGUCCGAAGUGUCCCUGUCACCCUUCCGCACAGGACAGAGCCCCAGCCGUAUACCCCUUGCAGCCAUGAACAACAUUGAACCCAAGACAGAACCAAACAACAGAGCAUCACCUAUUUCACCAACCCCUUCCACACAGCAAGGUCAACAACAGCAACAGCAGCAGACACAGCUCCAACAACAGCAGCAGCAACAGCAAGGCCAACAGCAGCAACAGAGUCAACCUCAGCAGCCAAAUAGCUUGACUGACCAUCAGGUCCACCAUCACUUUGUCAAGGAUGAGCAGUCUAAAACCAUCACACAUGCUUCUUUUUCCUCAAAGAUGCACAGAAUGCGCCGAAUGGGUGCCACUUCACGCAAAGGCCGUGUGUGCUGCAACUCGUGCGGUAAAACCUUUUACGACAAAGGUACGCUUAAGAUUCACUAUAAUGCUGUACAUUUGAAGAUUAAACAUCGUUGCACGAUUGAGGGCUGCAACAUGGUCUUCAGCUCACUACGCAGCCGCAACCGCCACAGUGCCAACCCCAAUCCUCGACUGCACAUGCCCAUGCUGCGCAAUAACCGUGACAAGGACCUUAUUCGUGCCAACUCUACCAGUGGUACACCUGUAAUCUCGAGCACCAAGAAUGGUGGUUUCACACUUACAAGUCCUGGAAGGCCACCACUGGGGUUCACGACUCCACCAGUAGACCCUAUGCUUCAAUCACCCCUACAAAGCCCACUUGUGUUUCCCUCCCUCAAGUCAGUGCAGCCAGUCCAACCAGUUCCCCCAUUCUAUCGCACACUACUUUCCCCCGCAGACCUUGUCAGUCCGCCGGUGUCACUGCCAACCAGUCCCAUCCUACCACCUACCACCAACAGUACCACCCUGAUGGACCAACAACAGCAGAUCCUGGCUGCAGCUGUGGCUUCACACAAUAAUGUUCACGUGUCAGAAGCUGGACCCAUGUCCCACCGUUUACCUACGCCAAGUGCCAACCAGGACGUCACCACUGGCAACAGUGACCCUGCACCCAAGAAAAAGCCCCGUAAGUCCAGUAUGCCAGUGAAGAUUGAGAAAGAAGUGAUUGAUGUGGCAGAUGAGUAUGAUGACAAAGAUGAGGAUGAUGAUGAUAACAUCCACCAUAAUCACCACCAUCACCAGUCAUCCCUUCUUCACAACAAUGUCAAAAUUAAUGGAAACUGUAACAGAAACAACAACAGUGGUAAUGGUACUGGGAAUCACAGUGGUGGUAGCGGGCAGCAGUCCCCUUCCCAGGAUGAGAUGAGCCCUGGGCUAGCUCUGAGAGGCAUGAUGAGGCAUAGUGAAGAUGAGUGCAGGGAAGGUGCUCGGAGUGACAGCAGAGGAGUAAAUGACAUUCGAAGCUCGAGUGAGCUCCGGUGUAUGGACAGUUUUACCUCUGAAGACCAAGAUCAUGACAGAGACUUUGAGAAUGAAUCUGAAACCUCUGAUUCUAAGAUGUUCUACCGCGAUGAUAUGAUGGAAGUAGAGGAACACCAAAAACACAGCAGAGGUGCAAGGCUUGACAAGGAACAUGAUGAUGAGGGUAAUGAGGAACACCAAUUGAGAAAGGAUAUGGAAGGCAAGGGGCACUCAUCACCUUUACCUCACCAGCUCCCCAUCAAAAUCAAGGAAGAACUCAAUGACCCUACUUAUGACAUGUUCUGCAUGAGCCAGUACGGCCUCUAUAAUGGAGGCAUGGCAGCGGCAGUGGCCACCGCAGCAAGCAUGGCUGCUCUGCAUGAGAGUUUCAUUUCAUCGAUGGGGUACGGUGCCAGCCCUCCCAAGUUCCCUUCCUCCCAAUCACCAGAUGGUGAUCCGUGCUCAAGCCCCGACCCCAAGAUUUGCUAUGUGUGUAAAAAGAGCUUCAAGAGUUCGUACAGCAUGAAACUGCACUACAAGAAUGUUCACCUCAAAGAGAUGCACGUGUGCACUGUGGCCGGCUGCAAUGCUGCUUUCCCCUCCCGGCGGAGCCGAGACAGGCACAGCUCCAACAUCAACUUGCACCGCAAACUGCUGACCAAAGAGCUGGAUGACAUUGUCCUGGACCCCCAACUCAAACCACUGCCCAAGGACCUGCGAGCUGAAAUACUGGCCAAGAUCUACGCCGGGCACCACACCAUGGUCUUUGACACGAUGGCCGGGAUGGGCAUUGGUGGUGCCAGCCUUGGGCCCACUGGCAUGAACCAUUUUGCUCGUUCCCCAACAAGCAACGAGUAUCCCCACCACUUUUUCAACCAAGACCUCAGAAACCACCACACCAAUGGCUUCUCCCGUGGUCAGUCGGAUGACUACGUGGUGUUGGACCUGAGCACCACAUCCAGUGUUCAAUCCAGCAGCAGCGUCCACUCCUCACACGAGUCAGACGAGGGCAGCGAUGAAGGCAUCUUACUGGAUGACCUGGAGGAUGGAGAGGAGGAUGAGGAUGAUGGAAACAGCGAGGGGGAGGAAUGCUUCCAGCAUGCUGAGGAGCAGGGUGAAGGGGGGCGCCGGGAUCAGACUGGAGAACUAGGAGGAGGAGGAGAAGGAAGUAGUGAAGGGUUGGAACCUUUCUCCUCACCGUAUCUCCUUUCGUCUAGCGGGGGCAGUAACAGUGGCAGCAGUGGGAUCCUCUGCAGCAUCUGCCACAAAAUGUACAGCAACAAAGGGACCCUGCGGGUGCACUACAAGACUGUGCACCUGCGCGAGAUGCAUAAGUGCAAAAUCCCCGGUUGCAACAUGGUGUUCAGCUCUGUUCGCAGCCGUAACCGACAUUCUCAGAACCCCAACCUCCAUAAAAACGUACCUUUCUCAACAACAAUAGACUAAAUAAUGACUCGCUACCCUACCCUCCUAUCAGUUUGCCCAUUCCUCCACUCAUUCCUCAUCCUAAUUCCUCCUUAAAUUAGCUUUUAUCCCCAGCCUGGGGCCAUCAAAAACAAGCUAAAUGCCUGUACGCCUCCUGGCCAUCCUCUGUAAGUCAUUGCAAGACAUUUCUGUGCCCUGUUAUAUAUUUCAUCGACUCGAAACAUUUUAUUCUCGUGACAUAUGACUUUUCCUCAUUUGGAAGAAGACCGGCACUCUUGAGCAUGGAGUUUUCUUUUUUAUUCUCCCACCAUCUUUCCUUUUCUCCACACUUUCUGUUUCAGUCCGUCUCCAAAGAACCUAUUCAAACUCUUAUUUGUGAUUUUUGCCUGCAGAAAUGAUAGUAUUG
Messenger RNA from Thalassophryne amazonica, 4024 nucleotides. RefSeq names its product zinc finger protein basonuclin-2-like. The record is from RefSeq and is a predicted model, not a curated record. Bases 1 to 3639 code for a protein of 1212 amino acids. Gene Ontology annotation, biological process: regulation of DNA-templated transcription. Gene Ontology annotation, cellular component: nucleus. The transcript has 5 exons. Lineage: Eukaryota; Metazoa; Chordata; Actinopteri; Batrachoidiformes; Batrachoididae.